AUGGCAGAGUUCCCUUUGUGUAUCCAUCUGUCUCUACUUUUGUCUUUUUCUGUGUGUAAACAUCUAUGUCACCCUCUGUCUCUGCCACUCCCUUCCCAGGCUGGCCACAACCCCCAGCCUUCUCCAUCUGUGAACGGCUCAUCUGGGCAAGGGCCCCAGAGGCAGCUCCCCGAAGUGCUGGGUGGGGCCUGGGAAGCACCUCCAGGGGGCGGGCUGCCCCAGAUCACGAUCAUCGUUGCUGUUUUUGUCCUGCUGGCCAUCUGCAUCGUGGUGGCAGUCCAUGUGGGGCCAAGGCUGCACCAGGGCCAUGCCACUUUCCCCACAGAGCCUCCAGUGCCAAAGCCGGAAGAUGGCGUCUAUCUCAUCCGCUGGCGAGUACUGGGCUCCCAGGACAGUCACCAAGAGGCCCAGAAAAGAGCUGCUGUCCCCAGCUCCUGCCCUGCACCAAAUGGACCAAGGCCCAGCUUUGAAGAAGUUACGUAUCUGUAGGAGGAAGCCUUCGGGUAUUCGGUCUGACCUGGCUCAGAAGGAGAAACUGGACAGAGAAUUAGAGCAAAAGAAAAUUGUAGCCUGAGCACCUGAGCUUUGAAGGGCACACAGGACUCCAUUGCUAGGAGUCUGAGCAGCUCGGAAGAAAGCCCCCGCUUGGACAGGGGAAAUCCAAGAAGCCUGAGGCUCGGCCCUGAAGCCUGCGGUGAUAUCUCUUCCAGUGCCCAAGUUACUUCUCCUCUUCUAGGACCACUGGACUCCUGAACCCUCUUAUUCAAUCCCAGUACCCUCCUUGGACCCCUAGUCUCCUUCUCUUUUGGUGUAGAGUGAAGACCUUUGGAAGAUUCCACCACCUGCCGCAGCCCCAGGAAGGAAGGUCAGAGACCCUGGCUCCAUGGCCCCCAGCCCUACAAAAGCCAGUCUGGCAAAGAACUCGUGAUCUGCCUUCUCUGAGACCCCCUGGGACUGCAGGAAGGAAGAGACAUCUGCUGCCCGCCACCCGCUGGUGGGCAGCCCUUGGGCUGUUGGCGCUCAGGCCCGGUCAACAACCUUCAGAGCCCUUGUAAGCUCCAAGCACCAUUCAUAGUUCAAAUACUGGCUUUGACCCCUGCAGACUCUGUCCUGCCUUCCCAGGAUGUGAUGGGGGUGGGGAAUUCGGGGCCUCUUGUAACCUCCCACAUUUGAUGUACAGGCUCAUUGGA
Molecule: messenger RNA, 1190 nt
Organism: Lepus europaeus (European hare)
Lineage: Eukaryota; Metazoa; Chordata; Mammalia; Lagomorpha; Leporidae
Gene: SMIM33
Product: small integral membrane protein 33
Exons: 2
Coding region: 1-489 (162 amino acids)
Source: RefSeq, a predicted model, not a curated record